AUGGGGGUCCAAAGGACAACCACCUUCACCAAGAUCUUCGUCGGCGGCUUGCCCUACCACACGACCGACAAGUCGCUGCGCGAGCACUUCGAGGUGUACGGCGAGAUCGAGGAGGCCGUCGUCAUCACGGACCGGCAGUCCGGCAAGAGCCGCGGCUACGGCUUUGUAACGAUGGCGGACAAGGCAGCGGCGGAACGCGCGUGCAAGGACCCUAAUCCCAUCAUCGACGGGCGCAAGGCCAAUGUGAAUCUGGCUUACCUGGGCGCGAAGCCGCGCGGCAACCUACAGGCUGGUGAGUGGGGGCUCGCCCUCGCUUCUGCCGCCGGCGUCCGCUAUCCAGCAAUGUACGCGCUGCAGCCCGCGCCCGCUGCCAACGAGGCCGUAAUGGAGUGCAAGUCUGUCGAAGCCGGCGGGACAAACAAAUAA
Pollicipes pollicipes is the source of this 426-nucleotide messenger RNA. Its product is annotated as RNA-binding protein 38-like. Lineage: Eukaryota; Metazoa; Arthropoda; Thecostraca; Pollicipedomorpha; Pollicipedidae. Gene Ontology annotation, cellular component: cytosol; nucleus. Gene Ontology annotation, molecular function: mRNA 3'-UTR binding. The record is from RefSeq and is a predicted model, not a curated record.